Molecule: messenger RNA, 1050 nt
Organism: Plasmodium vinckei vinckei
Lineage: Eukaryota; Apicomplexa; Aconoidasida; Haemosporida; Plasmodiidae
Product: syntaxin, putative
Exons: 4
Coding region: 1-1050 (349 amino acids)
Biological process (GO): vesicle-mediated transport
Cellular component (GO): membrane
Source: RefSeq, a predicted model, not a curated record
AUGUCAUAUUCCAACACGCGGAGGAAAAGUGGUAACCAAAUUCCCCAGAGAAGUGGUUAUAACAAUUAUGAAUUUAAUGAUGAAAUUCAAAAUGCAAUAGGAGUUAUACAAUCUUAUACAUCCAAAAUUUCAAAAAUAAAUAAUGAUGAAGAAUGUUCUAUAGAAAACUCGGAGAGAGUGCAAGAAUUGGUACAAAAUGGGAAAUUAAAAAUAGAGGAAAUACAACAGAAAUUGAAGAGGUACUCUAGAAAUAUCGAAAGUCUUCCUCAAAAUGAGAAGAUUCGUAUGAAGCUAGUUAUGCAGAAAUUAUCCACCUCAUACAUGAAAGCAGUUGAUAAUUUUCAAAAGGCAUCAAAAAAUUAUAUAAAUAAAACAACAAUGAAUGAAAUGUCUAAUCAAAAUAAUAGAAGAUAUGGAAAUGAAGAAUAUGAUUCAUAUAAUAAUUUUUCACGAAAAUCUAAUUCUAAUUAUGAUACAAAUAGGGAUAAAUUAGAUGUCAAUAUUUAUGAUUACAAUUUUUAUGAAAAUGAAGAUAGUGAUACAUUUUAUAAAAACGGAGGGAAUUUUGAGCAUGAAAAUUUAGAGGCUGGUUAUGGUAAAAAAAGAAAUAGUAGAAAAUAUAAAAAUAAUAUGUUUUCACGUGGUAACGGAAAUGAUGUAAAUGAGCAUUUAUUACAAAAUAAUGAAGAAUAUUUAGAAAAUGAAAAUAAUGGAUAUUAUAAUGAUAGGCAAUUUGUAUCUAUAAAUACUACCGAUAUUGAACAUGAAAUAUUAAACCAAAAAAAUAAAGAAAUAAAAAAAUUACAUGGUGAUAUAGUAAACAUUCAAGAAUUAUAUAAAGAGUUAUUUGAUCAAGUAAAUGUUCAAGGUGAAGCUAUUGAUAAUAUAGAUUCACAUAUGGCUAGUACUCAUGAUCAUAUUAUGAUGUCUGGUCGUGAAAUUGAAAUUACUAGAAAUAGAUAUUCUACAAGUAUUCGAUGUAUUAGCUACCUUUUUAUUAUUUUAAUAAUUUUAGUAAUAAUAAUUUUGGUGACUUUUAAGAUUAUAUAA